This is a messenger RNA of Scheffersomyces amazonensis, 1454 nucleotides long. RefSeq lists its product as uncharacterized. Gene Ontology annotation, molecular function: misfolded protein binding; ubiquitin-specific protease binding. Gene Ontology annotation, biological process: endoplasmic reticulum unfolded protein response. Gene Ontology annotation, cellular component: Hrd1p ubiquitin ligase ERAD-L complex; endoplasmic reticulum membrane. Lineage: Eukaryota; Fungi; Ascomycota; Pichiomycetes; Serinales; Debaryomycetaceae. Bases 189 to 1073 code for a protein of 294 amino acids. The transcript has a single exon. The record is from RefSeq and is a predicted model, not a curated record.
AUAUAUUAGCAUUUUUGCGCACAGACACGAAAUAAUGUCUACGUAAGCAUAAGCCGAUCUGCUGAUUGUACUUCACCAUAUAGUAAUACAAUAAUAUAGUCACUAUACACUAUACGAUAGUAACUUUACAGUAGUAUUAUACAUACUAUACAUCUCAACGUAGUACAAUACCACACUUUUAUACAACAAUGGACCGAAUAGGUGACUGGAUAACAUCCAUACCUCCUGUGACCAGAUACUGGUCUAUGUUAAUCUUUGCAGUAGGAUUCUACUCAAGUAUAGCUCCUGAGAAUAAAAUGCUUGUACUAUUCAUACCAGAUAAGGCAUUUUCAUCUCAACCAUGGAGAUUGAUAACGGGAUUCUGUUAUUUUGGAGAUCUAUCCCUUGAAUUAGUAAUAAAUAUGGUACUUUCAUUAAAAGCAGUACGAUACCUUGAAGAAUCAUAUACUUGUCCUUCAUCAUUAUUCCCCACAUCCAUUGUAAAUACUUUAACACCAAAUCAAAAGGCUAAAUUAUCAGGCUUAAGAGAAAAUUACAAGACAUUAGACUUUUUAUAUUUAUUAGUACAAAUUUGUGUAUCAUUAUUAGUACUAGUAACUUAUGCCUUCUAUAAAAUGAAUUACAAGAUUUUAUCUCCUGGAUUAUUAUUGGAUGAUUCCUUACUCUACAUUUGGUGUAGAUGCAAUCCUAAUUUAAUAGUUCCAUUAUUUGGAAUUAUUAAUUUGAAAAUUGCAUAUUUACCAUUAUGUUAUACACUAAUUAGGUCAAUAUUAGAAGGAAUCUUCCUUAAAGAUUUGGACCGAUUGGUCCAUUUGGAUUUUUCAGUAUUUACCAGUAUGUUUGCAUUUAGACAUGCCACGGCUUAUGGGGUAGCACAUUUUUGGUGGUAUUACCGUUAUUUCAUCAUUCCAAAAUUUUAUGCCGAUGAAAAACUCAAAACUGAUUUGAGACAUAAUACUAAUGCCAUAUAUGGAGUUAAAAAGUAUGAUGUAGUACCAAAUCUUAUAAGACUACUAGUGUUACCUCCGUGGUAUUGGUGCACGAUCGGCUUAAUGAAACUUAAUCGAGCCUAAGUCUAAAUUUAUUAUAUAAUUUAAUAUAAUAUAUAUGAAUUCUGUAAAAUUAUACUUUUUAAUUGAACGGUCUUAUACAUUGUACUUGUACUGUACAAUGGACCAGACCUGAAAUAAAUAGUUAAGCUAAUUCCGAAUGGCCACUAAAAUGUACAAUUACUACAAUUACUACAAUUACUUCCCCACAGCCUGACGUACGUAAAGUUUAAAGUUUGAUUAUACAUAUUAUACAUAUAAUGCAUUGUUUACCGCAAACCCAUUUUGGGGGCCCCACGGAGGAUUCCUACCAAUCGGUUAUAUUACUUAUAUUCUAUGUCAGGAUUGUUUUCCUAUUUGGGAACACAACCCGUACCAAAACCACAAACAAAAAUUUAUUUUUGG